GACAAGGCUCCAGCCUUCUGGUUUUUUUUAACAGCAGCCCCCUCCAGUAGGGUUGGGGCAUGGGAGGAGCUUGCUCAAACUCAAAAAAUACUGACAUGCAGCACCUUACGAGGAUGUGCAGCCUAGACAGGACACACUGCAACAUCUAGAAGGACAAGGACAGCUGAAACUCUCUGGUAAGAUGAUCAAGUCCUUCAAGCAAACAUUUCUGUCCCUGGACCUGAAGUCCCCUCGCUGGAGCUCAGCAGAGGCAGUGGCAAAGGACUAUGAACUGCGUCAGUAUGAGACAGCAAAGUGGGUCAGUACAGUCAUUAGGGGAGAAACCCAGAAGGAAGCAAUGCGCCAGGGCUUCUGGAAACUCUUCCACUACAUCCAAGGAAAGAACGAAAAAGAAAUGAAGAUUGAUAUGACUGUGCCAGUGACCUGCCUGGUAAAAUCAGGCUGCACAGACUUCAAGAUCUCUUUCUUUGUGCCAUUUGAACACCAGGACUGCCCCCCACAGCCCACUGACUCCAAUGUGUUCAUUGAGGAAAGGAAGGCAGCACCUCUUUUUGUCCGGUCCUUCGGUGGAUUUGCCACCCCAGAGAAAUAUGCUGAGGAAGCUGACAUCUUGGCCAGAACCUUAAGAAACAGAGGCCAACCAUUCCACGAAGACUUCUUUUACACUGCAGGCUAUGACAGUCCCUUCAAGCUCUUUAACAGGCAUAAUGAAGUGUGGUAUUUUAAAAAGUAACAUGAUGGGAGAAUUUUAAGAGGCUACUAAUCAGCUCUGGAUGAAAACAGACCUUAGUAUUGGCUUUUUGCUCUAGUGCAGAAGAGCAUUAAUUUGAAUGGACACAAUGUCUUUACUUUCUCUAGGACGAAGCACUCUUCUGGCUAAAACCAGUUCAAAAGGCAAUUCAAGACACCAGGUGGACUGAGCAGGAAACAAACUUACUCCUCUUAUUGACUAUCUGAAAAUAAUCUUGUUGAAGUUUAGCUACAUAGCUUUACUCCCUAUUAGACAUGCUACAGGACUAGUUGAAAUGUUAUGGAAAGGGAGUUCUUCCUAACUGACUUUCAUAAAUUGACUUUCCUCAUAUUGACAUCACCCUUGACACCAGGGAUGUAUUUAAAUGAACUUUUAAGAGAAGCAAGUUUCCAUUAAUGAGCAUUAGAAAGCAAUAACAUCUUAGCAGAUGUUUUUUAGUGACUCAAACAGUAACUGUUAUUAAUUAGUAUUAUCAAAAUCUCGCACCUCUCCAACUGAACUUUUUUUCCUCCUGAAGGCCAAAUGUGUUGUUUAAUUCAGAACCCUUGGAAAAGGGUUACCAAGUCCAAGCUGUACACUUGAUCUGAGAAGAUCUGCACCUGAACACAUAAUAGCAGGAUUACUAGUAGACUAUUAUGUUAGUAGCAAAUAAACAAGUUUAGCUCUUCAACACUUGAAA
Molecule: messenger RNA, 1430 nt
Organism: Cyanistes caeruleus (blue tit)
Lineage: Eukaryota; Metazoa; Chordata; Aves; Passeriformes; Paridae
Gene: HEBP2
Product: heme binding protein 2
Cellular component (GO): cytoplasm
Molecular function (GO): heme binding
Source: RefSeq, a predicted model, not a curated record